Messenger RNA from Cladophialophora yegresii CBS 114405, 1641 nucleotides. RefSeq lists its product as uncharacterized. The coding region runs from base 1 to 1641 and encodes 546 amino acids. Gene Ontology annotation, cellular component: mitochondrion. The record is from RefSeq and is a predicted model, not a curated record. NCBI's taxonomy places the organism in Eukaryota, Fungi, Ascomycota, Eurotiomycetes, Chaetothyriales, Herpotrichiellaceae. The transcript has a single exon. Gene Ontology annotation, molecular function: nucleic acid binding; ATP binding.
AUGGGUCGUAGCAGAGGCCAUUUCGCACGCAAACAGCGCGGGGACCGCCGCAAACCUCCCGAUAUCGCCUUGAACGGCAGCCAAGAAGAUAUUCUGGGGUCAAUACCUGCAGACCCUCCACCGCCUUCCAUCGAAAUCCCGCAAGAUACUCCUCGAUUCGCAGACCUUCGCGACAAGAAUCUCCUAAACCCUACCAUCAUCGACACUCUAACCAAUGAUCUCGCCUUUGACCACAUGAUGCCAGUGCAGGCUGCCACAUUGGAAUACCUGCUUCAAGGGAAAGACUGUUUGGCGCAGGCAAAGACAGGGACAGGCAAAACUUUGGCCUUUCUCCUUCCUGCCGUGGACACCAUCCUGCGGAAUCGCAGUCCACGAUUGUCCGCACUGGUCCUCUGCCCGACAAGAGAGCUUGCACUACAGAUUGCAACCGAGGCCAAGAAAGUGCUUCAACGACUCCCACAGUAUCGGGUAGCCACUUCAAUAGGAGGGACAAACAAGGUUGCCGAAGAAAGGACUAUCCUCGGUGGGUGUGAUAUUCUAAUUGCUACCCCUGGCAGACUUUUAGAUCAUCUCGGUGAAGAGGAGGUCCAACGCAUGCUGGGCUCACUCCAGACGCUUGUACUCGAUGAGGCGGACAGAAUGUUAGAUAUGGGGUUUUUACCAGAUAUCAAGAGGAUCUUGAACUACCUGCCGAAACAACUGCCUAGGCAGUCCAUGCUGUUUUCCGCCACAAUUGACGAUCAAGUGCAGAAAGUUGCGCAUCUCUUCUUGAACAAGGACUACGAGUUCAUCUCGACAAUCCCAGAGGGUGAAGCAGCCACUCAUGAACGUGUUGACCAAUAUGUUGUCAUGACACCAAGCAUGAGCGACCUCGCGCCUGCCACGGUCGCCGUGGUUGAAGCAGAGCUCGCUUCAGCAGAUGCAUUCAAGGCCAUUGUAUUUGCUCCCACCGCAGCUCAUGCUGACUUCUACGGCCACAUUCUGGCAUCAACUGGUACGCUUCCAAGCGUCUCGGUCCUGCAUUCUCGGAUGACGCAGAGCAAGCGGACCCGAACCACAGACGAGUUUCGAAAAGCUAGAAACGGAAUCUGCGUCGCCACAGAUGUCAUCGCUCGGGGUAUGGAUUUUCCAGGCGUCUCCCAUGUCUUUCAGGUCGGUCUGCCAGCAGACAGGGAGUCGUACAUCCAUCGGCUCGGACGGACGGCUCGCGCAGGUGCCGAAGGCCGCGGCAUCCUGGUCCUGAGUGAGCUCGAGAAAGGCUUCUUGCGUCAACUGAAGAAUAUCAAGGUGCAAGAAUACCCCUCGCCGCUUACGUACAGUAUCGAGGACAUCGAACCCGCUUUGGCCGCCAUGGAGAACAAGGCAAAAGUGUAUCAAGCAUGGCUGGGCUACUACAAGACGUUCAUGAAGCAAUUGCGAGUGUCGACUGCUGAACUGGUCAACGAGGCGAACCAGUUCGCGCUCCGAGGCCUAGAUUGUGCUGAGGUGCCCGCGCUGGAAAAGUCCACCAUAGGUAAAAUGGGGCUCAAGGGAGUCGCCGGUUUGCGCGUGGUGCCGAAUGCGCCUGGCUCGAAUAACCCUCAUCGACGAGGUGGCGGGGAAGGGCGCUCCUCAGGGCGAGGUGCAAAGAGGGGCCGGUGA